AUGGCUGGCAUGGCAUUUGGAGCAGAAAAGGACCCGAAGGGAGCCAGUGAACUGUAUCCAUCUGGAGAAUUGAAUGGAAUGGGGCCUAAAUUACAAAUCCGACGAGUGACGAAGAGAGCUUUAGAUCCAAGAAGGAACCUGCGAUUGAGAACCGAAAAGAAAAGAAACAAAAGGAGUGGAGAUGACAGGAUCAGUGAAUUACGAGAUGACAUACUCCGCCAUAUACUCUCUUUUCUGGUCACCUUAGAUUGUGUCCGGACCACCGUUUUGGCUAAGAGAUGGAACAACUUGUGGACUGGUUGUGUUAUCAACCUUGAAUUCUACGCGGGCAAUUUCCGUUCCCCAUGGUCAUGGUAUGAUAAAAACCCUAGCAAAUUCAUCAGGUCGCCGUCGAGGCUAAUGUUGUUGAGCUCGAUGUUUCUUUUCGAGUGGAUUGUGAUAAUGAGGAUUGUUAAUGUGAAGCCUCUUUUAAAACAUGUUUUUAGUAAUCUGAUCAAGCUAAAGCUUGUUCUCUGUGAUAAAUUUUGCUGGGGCUGGUUAAAUAAGAUGCUUGAGAAAUCGCCUAAUCUAGAAUCUCUUGUAUUAGAGUUUGCAUACCGUUCAUCGGGUUGGCUAUGGGAUGAUCACUUCUAUCCACCAGAGUCUGUGCCUACUUGUUUGACUUCACAGCUCAAGACUAUCUUCUUAAAGCGAUUCAGCGAAGAACCGGAUGAGAUUAAGGUGGUAAAGUAUUUGCUAUAUUGUGGUGAAGUUCUAAACAAACUGUUAAUUCCAGUACUUGUGAAUUUGUGA
Messenger RNA from Argentina anserina (silverweed cinquefoil), 792 nucleotides. Its product is annotated as putative F-box/FBD/LRR-repeat protein At3g49040. Gene Ontology annotation, molecular function: protein binding. The coding region runs from base 1 to 792 and encodes 263 amino acids. The record is from RefSeq and is a predicted model, not a curated record. NCBI's taxonomy places the organism in Eukaryota, Viridiplantae, Streptophyta, Magnoliopsida, Rosales, Rosaceae. The transcript has 4 exons.